Notothenia coriiceps (black rockcod) is the source of this 3078-nucleotide messenger RNA. RefSeq names its product transmembrane and coiled-coil domains 3 (gene slc9d1). Gene Ontology annotation, cellular component: membrane. Bases 318 to 2444 code for a protein of 708 amino acids. The transcript has 17 exons. NCBI's taxonomy places the organism in Eukaryota, Metazoa, Chordata, Actinopteri, Perciformes, Nototheniidae. Gene Ontology annotation, molecular function: potassium:proton antiporter activity. The record is from RefSeq and is a predicted model, not a curated record. Gene Ontology annotation, biological process: potassium ion transmembrane transport; proton transmembrane transport.
ACAGCAGAUUCACGGUGACAGAGCAGUGUGUGGUGACCCUGGACGUUUCGCUCUGGCAUGCUCUCUCCUGACCCGGGGCACACUACAGGCGAGUUACCAAAAAGGGAAAGCUUCUCCUUCAGUCGUGGAGUACAGCUGAAAACCGGGACAGGUCACAUAUUUCACAGCAACUGUAUCUGAGUGGAAGCAGUCCUGUUGAAGGAAGGACAGAGGAGCAGUUUGGAGAGUAAAAAUCCUUCAACUUGACUCAUGCUCUCAAAGAUCUCUUUCUCUUCAUCGAUCUUCACAUACAGGUGAAGACAGAGGUAGGGCUUUGGAUGCAGGUUGUAUGUUGGCUGCUGUGCCUUGGCACGGUGGGGGCACUCGCUGUGCUGCACAAGGAUCAGGUGGCAAAGAAUGCCAUUAAGCUUUAUCUGGGCAAAGGAGGGACACACGGCCACAGCUGGGUGAACAACAACUGCAAACGUCUGGUGGGGCUCCUGAGACAGAAGAAUGUGGCGGUCAGGAAGCUGGCGGCCGCUGCUGAUGCUGUUAGACUUGACCGGACCCUUUCAGAUCCAGAGAGGCUCUUCCAGGUUCACACCCUGGAGGUUUUCCAGAAGGAGCUGAAUGAGAGCGAGCACCUGGUGUUCCAGGCGGUGCACAGCCUUCAGAGGGCGUUGCAGGGAGACUACAGGGAUGUGGUCAACAUUAAGGAGAGCAGCAGACAGAGGCUGGCCGCCCUCAGGGAGGCAGCCAUAAAGGAGGAGCAGGAGUAUGUUGAACUGGUGGCUGCUGAGAAGCACCAGCAGGCAGCUCUAAAGAGCGCUUUAGCUCAAAAUAAAACUCUGUCCAUGCUGGAUGAGAUCCUGGAGGACGUUAGGAAGGCAGCAGACCGGCUGGAAGAGGAGAUCGGGGAACACGCCUUUGACAACAACAAAGAGAUGGAAGGAGUAAAUGUGGAGGCAGUGUUGAGAGUGGAGGAAGACGAGGAAAAUGGAGGAAAGAGGAAGAACAAGUCCAAGCAGAAGGAAGUGGAGGAUGACCUGGGACUGAGCAUGCUCAUCGACUCUCAGAACAACCAGUACGUCCUCACUAAACCACGAGACUCCACCAUGCCAAGAGCAGACCACCACCUCAUCAAGGACUUGGUGUCGGUGGUGAUGCUGUCGCUGCCCUGCGGCUGGAUCUGCUCUCUGAUUGGUCUUCCUCCCAUGUUUGGAUACAUCAUCUGUGGGGUCCUGCUCGGCCCCUCAGGCUUCAACAGCAUCAAGUCUAUGGUCCAGGUGGAGACUCUGGGGGAGCUGGGUGUGUUCUUCACUCUCUUUGUGGUCGGGCUGGAGUUCUCACCUGAGCGACUUCAAAAGGUAUGGAAGACAUCAGUCCAGGGGUCGUGUUACCUCAGUCUGAUGAUGGUGGGGGCCGGUCUGUUGUGGGGUCAAGUCCUACAUAUUCGACCCACCCAGACUGUCUUCAUUUCCACCUGCCUGUCCCUGUCCAGCACUCCACUGGUGUCCCGCUUCCUGGCGGGGGGGAGCAGAGGGGAACGAGAAAAAGAAGGCAGCUGUGUUUGUCCAAUAAGCCUAAAUACAGAAAUAAUUGAAGAGCUCUCAUCUAAAGCAGCUGUGGAAAAGGAUUUAGUCUCACUACCUAAAAGUGAACUGGACUACAGCAGCGUUCUCCUCGGGAUGUUAGUGAUGCAAGAUGUUCAGCUCGGCCUCUUCAUCGCCGCCAUGCCAACGCUGAUCCAGGCACAGAGUGGAGACGUGGAAAGCUUCCUGUUGGGGAGUCUGCGUGUGCUUUACCUCCUGGCCCAGAUCGUGGUGUCUCUGGCCGCUGUGCUGCUGCUGUGUUUGUUACUCAAAUCCUUCCUGAUUGCCCCCUUCUACAAGAAACUGCAUGCUGAGAGCAAAGGCAACAAAGAGAUCCUCGUGUUGGGGAUGGCAGCUUUUGUCUUUUUCAUGCUGACGGUGACAGAGUUUUUAGAUGUUUCUAUGGAGCUCGGCUGUUUCCUGGCUGGAGCUCUGCUGUCCACACAGGGUCACAUGGUCACCACGGAGGUCAUGGGAUGCAUCGAGCCCAUCAGAGAUUUCCUCGCCAUCAUCUUCUUCGCCUCCAUCGGUCUCCACGUGUUCCCGACAUUUGUGCUGUAUGAACUCACCAUCCUGCUGGUGUUAACUUUCACACUCGUCAUUAUGAAGUUCAUGAUGGCCGUCCUAGUGCUGUCGUUCAUCCUUCCUCCAGGCUCUCGACACAUUCGUUGGAUCGUGUCAGCCGGCCUGGCUCAGGUCAGCGAGUUCUCCUUCGUCCUGGGCAGCCGUGCGCGCCGCGCUGGCAUCAUCUCCAGAGAGGUGUACCUGCUGGUUCUCAGCGUCACCACCCUCAGUCUGCUGCUGGCCCCGGUGCUGUGGAAGGUCACCACACAUAAAUGGGUUCCCCGGGUCGAACGAAAAACAAUCACAUGACCACAUGAGCUUCUGGAAAAACACGUCCCUGUGUAACUCUGAGGAGCAGAAUCUAAGUCUUAUUUGGCCUUUCAGAAAGGUUGGACCAGAACUACUUGUUCUUCAUUUAAAAGACACUGAUUCCUUCCUACCACAAACAUUAAACCUGGACCAUCUAAUCAUUAUACUGUUGAAUGGCUUGUUUUAUUAUAGCACAGGCCAAAAUGAUUUCCCAACAAAUCUAUGAAAUGUAAACGCCAUCCACCAUGUCAUCCACUCUUCGUAAAAGCACAACAUCAUCUGUGACUUUAAAGAACCGUCAAUAGGAUCAGUUCAAUGAAGAAGCACAAGUCCUCGAUAUCCUUCCUAGUGUUCCGAUGGUUUUAAUGCACUUUCUCCUGCAUUAUGAAGAACAUACAGAAACUCUACUGUCCCGAUUAUAUAAAUUCAACUGAACUACAUCCUCCUCAGUUGUUAUUGCACUUUCAACUUCAAGUUUGUCUAAUUCCUUGCAACAAUCUGGAACAAAAUCUGAACUCUAUAUGUUGGCUCUUCUUAUAUGAAUGAGAGAAAUGGUCGGAUUACUUAAAGUGCACCUAUCAUGCUAUUUUUAGGCAAUAGCAUAGGUCUCAGAUAUAUAAAAAUAUAUAAAAAC